CUGCUAUUUCAACGCUAUUGAAUGAUCUAUAGACAUCAAAGUUUGGUUCAGUGUAUCAUUCGAAAAAAAGGGAUACACAUGGAAUUUCGCUGAUGCUUACGCUAAUAAUAUAAAUCGUCUCGUUCCGUGGUCUUUAAAACAACUAUUUUCUAAGGCAGUGACAACUGGCUGUGGAGGACACUUUUUUCCUUAACGAGGAAAUAAGUCAGCCAUGUUUCUCUGGGAUGCUGUUAGACUUCUGCUUACUGCUAGUGCUAUCAGAAUAGCUCAAGUUACCGGCAGGCAACCGUUAUCAACGCCAGCCUGCAGAUCUGAUUUAUGCCAAAACGUUGCCCAUGAGAUCGUCUCCAGCAUGGAUGACACCAUCGAUCCCUGCACAGACUUCUACGCUUACGCAUGUGGUCGUUGGAACGUCAGCGAUCCGUAUGACCGGGAUCAGUCUGGCGUCUUAAAAGCCAAGAUUUCCGUUCAGCUUCAAGAACUGUUUGACAAUGGAAGUUAUACCAAUCCCACCGAGAAAAAAGCCUCAGAUAUAUACAACCAGUGCAUCCGCCAAGCUAAUGACCAACCAUUCGAUGACCGCAGUCUUGUGGGCGCUGUGGACGACUUGUUAGGUGGAUGGUCACUAUUGGAACACCACCGCAAUGUGUCCGCAUUUCGUUUGGACGACGCUCUCGUUCGGUUGCAGCUCAAUAACAUUGUGGUCUAUGGCUCUCUGCCCGUAUCCCGAAACGUGUUUUCCAGCGACGAGAAUAUCUUGUUUUUUGUGAAGCCUUACCGCCUCUCAUGGCUGUGGGAAAUGGAAGCACUGAUCAAUGGACAUGGCAACCUCACUGUAAGCUAUUUAACUGCUCAGCUCAUGAACAAAUGGACGCCGAUCGUGCAGCGUUUACUGAAAGCAACCAAUGCAAGUGCAGACUGGUCUACUGUAAAAAACCGACUGGAGCAAGCUAUUAGACUGGAUGUCAGUCUGGCGGUGGGGCGAGUUGAGUUUAACACAGUACGGACUUCUAAAGACAUUCAGAUGCGCUUGACGUUUGGUGACCUGUCUAGACCACCAUACCGUUCGCGGUUUCUAGCGUCCUUUUUGUCGCUGUUUAACACCAUGCUCAAAGCAUCUUCAGUGAAGUUUCAAGCCACGACUACCACGACGUUUGGCGCCCCCAACUCAGAGUAUAUCAUCCAGCUGGACCGGAAGAUGGCGCAGCUGGAAUGGGACGGCGAUGCGGGACGGACGGUACUGGCGGACUGGCUGUGGUGGAUUUCCGUUUAUCACUAUCAUCUUGCAUAUCGAGGAAAGGGCACAUGCGUGAAGUUGGUGAAAGCGGCCAUGCCGUUGACCGUGUCGGGAAUGUUCUUCAAGACAUACAUACCGAGUGAAGCUGUUGAAAAGCAGGCCAAAGUGCUGGCGUUCGAAAUUGCGAACGGGGUUCGCGACGCUGUCCUUCUCAAAGCAACAUGGAUGGACCGGGCAACGCAGGAUGCCGCCGUGGAUAAGCUAAAUCAUACACUGCUGGUGAUCGGUUACCCUGAAGAGUUCUUGCACGAUUCGACACUCAUCGAUGACCUCUAUGCAAAGGUUCAUGUGGAAGUAUCGUUCUUCGACACUCUGCGCACUAUAGAUCGAAGCAACAGUUGGAUUAACCUGCGAAAACUCUCCCACACUGCCGCCAGCGAUGACCCAUUUUAUCCGACUGACCUGACCUUGCUUAGCGCCGUAAUGCUACCCGAGAGCAAUCGUAUUGUUAUUCCGGCGGCCUAUUUGCAGCCACCAACGUUCUAUGCGAGCAACAUGGACAUUAUUAACUACGCUCGCUUCGGUUCUAUGAUUGGCCACGAAUUCACCCAUGGCUUUGAUAUCUUAGGGAAAGAAUUCGGAAAAGACGGCAAACUGUUUAGCUUGUGGACUAAUGCGACACAGAACAACUACAAUACAAAAAAGCACACUUUAGUGGAUUUCUACAACAAUAUUAGCCCGAAGAACGACAGCGUCGAUGGACUGCAAACUCUCGGCGAAAAUAUUGCCGACAUCAGUGGAUACCGCGCUUCUUACUUGGCUUUUCGUAAUUUUCUGCGCCGCACGAAAUUCCGCAUCAAACUGCCGGGUUUGGAAGCCUUGAAUGAGGAGCAACUGUUCUGGUUAAUAGAAGCACAGACAUAUUGCACCCGUCAUCCAGCGUCGCUUGACACAGCGCACGCACCGAACAGAUACCGUGUGAUGGGAUCGUACAUGAAUAAUGUGGAUUUCGGUGCAGCUUACAACUGUUCGCUGGGAUCCCCGAUGAACCCGAGGAUCAAGGGAUGGUAGAGAUGGUUUCAACUUUUACUGACGAUAUCAAUACAACUGUACAGUAGUGAGAAAGAUGAUCACUACAAAUCGGCAAAUUCUUCCUGGCUUUUCUCAGUCCUGUAGUGCUAGCCUGAAGCGGUGCGCUUCCCUCGUAAACAGCUUCGAGUAU
Messenger RNA from Paramacrobiotus metropolitanus, 2459 nucleotides. Its product is annotated as endothelin-converting enzyme 1-like. Gene Ontology annotation, molecular function: metalloendopeptidase activity. Gene Ontology annotation, cellular component: plasma membrane. NCBI's taxonomy places the organism in Eukaryota, Metazoa, Tardigrada, Eutardigrada, Parachela, Macrobiotidae. Gene Ontology annotation, biological process: protein processing. Bases 212 to 2308 code for a protein of 698 amino acids. The transcript has 12 exons. The record is from RefSeq and is a predicted model, not a curated record.